CCCUCACUGGUCUUCUCCAGAUCACUGAAACUCCUGCCGGGAGAGCUGGAGUCACCUACCAGGGUGUCCUCCUAUACUGGACCCUUACAGGAAGCCACGUGUGCCCAGCUGAGGCACGGCCCUAGCUGAUGCCCCAGAGGGGCCACCCAUCUCAGGAGAGGCUUUGGGCCCUGCCCUCCCUCCCCAUGGCACAUGGGCCAGAACCUGAGGCCGAGGGACUGCUGGACCUCAGUUUUUUGACAGAAGAGGAACAGGAGGCCAUUGCCAAUGUCCUCAAACGAGAUGCCCACCUGCGCCAGCUGGAAGAGGGGCGGGUCAGCAAGCUCCGAGCCUCGCUGGCAGAUCCUGGGCAGCUGAAGAUCCGGACAGGGGACUGGUUCCAGGAAGCACGCUCCCAACGGCACCACCACACCCACUUCGGUUCUGACCUUGUCCGAGCUUCUAUUCGCAGGAAGAAGAGCUCCAGGGGAGACCAAGCUCUGAGCAGUGAUGGAGAGGCUGAGGCUGCUGAAAAAGCAACUGAAGAGGAGCCAGAGCCCAGGCUCCCCAUUGAAAAGGCCACUCAAGAGAGGCAUGAUGAGACUCAGGAACCUGAUUUCCCCACACCAUAUGCUCCCCCAAAUGCUUCAGAUCAGGAGGAGCCCCAGGCGCAGGGAGCCCCCGGCUCAGGGGCUGUACAGGUGGACACGGAGGCGGACCCGGAGCCGAAGCCCGCGCCGGGGGCAGGGAAGGAGCCUUGGCCCGCGCCAGCCCAGACGGAGGUGGCAUCCGAGAUCCUGGAGAACGGAGAGGAGGCCCUGGGCCAUGGUCCCUCACUCAACCGCAUGCUCAGCAGCAGUUCCUCGGUGUCCAGCCUCAACUCCUCCACGCUAAGCGGCAGUCAGAUGAGCCUGGCCGGGGAGGCCGAGGCCGGCGUGGUGCAGGUGCGCGGCUCAGUGCACUUCGCGCUGCGCUACGAGCCGGGCGCCGCUGAGCUGCGCGUGCACGUGAUCCAGUGCCAGGGCCUGGCCACCGCCCGCCGGCGCCGCUCAGACCCGAGGAAGCUCUGGAAGGUCGCUGGGGAAGCCUCCAGGGGAGAGAAGGCUCUGCAAGAGCCCCUCGUUACCUCUGACCCUCUUGUCUCUCGGCCCAGCUAUGUCAAAAGCUACCUCCUCCCGGAUAAGCAGAGCAAGCGCAAGACCGCAGUAAAAAAACGGAAUCUGAAUCCGGUCUUCAACGAAACUCUCCGGUACUCCGUCCCGCAGGCCGAGCUCCCGGGCCGCGUGCUGAGCCUGUCCGUGUGGCACCGCGAAAGUCUGGGCCGCAACAUCUUUCUGGGCGAAGUCGAAGUGCCCUUGGACACAUGGAACUGGGACUCAGAGGCCACCUGGCUCCCCCUGCAGCCCCGGGUCCCCUCCUCUCCUGAUGAGCUUCCCAGCCGCGGACUGCUCUCCCUGUCCCUUAAGUACGUCCCUGCCGGCUCCGAGGGUGCGGGACAGCCUCAGAGUGGGGAGCUGCACUUCUGGGUGAAGGAAGCCCAGGACCUCGUGCCGCUGCGCUCAGGGUCCCUGGACACUUACAUACAAUGCUCAGUGCUGCCUGAUGACAGCCGGGCCAGUCGCCAACGUACAAGAGUGGUUCGACGCAGCCGUAGUCCUGUGUUCAACCACACUAUGGUUUACGAUGGUUUUGGUCCUGCCGAUCUGCGCCAGGCCUGUGCUGAGCUCUCCCUCUGGGACCACGGAGCCCUGGCCAGCCGCCAGCUGGGGGGCACACGCCUCAGCCUGGGUACUGGCAGCAGCUACGGGCUACAGGUGCCCUGGAUGGACUCUACACCUGAGGAGAAGCAGCUGUGGCAGACACUCCUGGAGCGGCCAUGUGAGUGGGUGGAUGGCCUUCUGCCCAUCAGAACCAACUUGGUCCCCAGGGCAUAGGUCUACCAAAACCCUCUGUGGAUCCCCAUCCCAGAACUGCCCUUGGCUAAAGUCAAUAAAACCUGUUACUAGGCAAUAAGAGGUUGAUGUCUGCUGUGGGGAAGGGGGAGACCCGAGGGGGGUGGGCAGAGAGGUAAGAUGUUAGAAGGAAAGAGUGGGAGAGUGAAAGGGACAAAAUUAAGGAACUUCAGACUGAGACACAAUGACCUCAAGGGACUGCUCUUUGGAUACCCCACCCCCCACGCUUAUGAAGUUGCCAAGACAAACAUGGAUACAAAAAUGUUCUGUUUAAUAGUUUUUGGUAAGGGCUGGGUGUGGUGGCUCAUGUCUGUGAUCCUAGCUACUUGGGAGGUGAAAUCAGAAGGAUCCAGAGUUCAGGGCCAGCCUGGGCAAACGUUAGCAGUGA
This is a messenger RNA of Castor canadensis (American beaver), 2319 nucleotides long. It is a transcript of the gene Sytl1, whose product is annotated as synaptotagmin like 1. Gene Ontology annotation, biological process: exocytosis; intracellular protein transport. Gene Ontology annotation, molecular function: small GTPase binding; neurexin family protein binding. Gene Ontology annotation, cellular component: plasma membrane; exocytic vesicle. The record is from RefSeq and is a predicted model, not a curated record. NCBI's taxonomy places the organism in Eukaryota, Metazoa, Chordata, Mammalia, Rodentia, Castoridae.